AUGUCUGUAAGCCCGGGCUCGUUGUCCGCAGACGAGCCAAAAGCGGAAAGACAUGAGGCGGAACUUUCACACGAAGCACCGGAGUGGAGCUACGACACACAGGUCCCAGUGAAGACGUUCAGAGCUCACACAGACUCGGUCACAGCCGCUCGCUUCUGCCUCAGUGACACACACUUCGUGAGCUGCUCCUCCGAUUGCACCACUCGCCUCUGGGAGGUAGAGACCUGUCGACCGGUCAGAGACUUCACUGGAGGCCAUGAAAGAACCAUAACGGAGUGUGCUAUGAUCCCAGACACCAACAGGAUGGUCACAGUCUCCUGGGAUAAGAAGAUGGUGUCCUGGGACAUGGAGACAGGACAGAUGCUGUGGAAGUGUCGUCAGCCCGGCCUCCUCACCUCUUGCUCCUCCUCGGCUGAUGGGAGACUCCUGGUUUGUGCCUCUGUUCCUCAGAACGGUGUUUACAUCAGUGACGCCGCCAGUGGUCAGACCGUGCACCACAUCAACGGUUAUCAUAAAACCACAAUCUCUCGCUGUCGGUUUGAUCCUGAGAGCAAACGCAUCGUCAGUGUCUCUGCCGACCGCUGCAUCAAACUGUGGGAUCUGCACAGCCACAAGACCACUGUGUCCAUCGACAGUAAUCACUCCAACGCCAUCUCAGACUGCUGCUUCACCUCAAACGGUCACUUCUUGUGCACUGCAUCAUGGGACAAGACCCUGAAGCUGUGGGACCUGCAGUCAGGAGGUUUUAGGAGCCAUGGGGGGACGUCUCUUCAGAGAGGACACGAGGGCAGCGUCAGCUCCUGUCGCUUCUCCAACGACGGUGCCCUCCUUGUGUCCGGUUCAUUUGAUAAAACAGUGUCUCUGUGGGACAUGACCUCCCUCAGUCAGACCCUCUCACUGAAGGGCCACAGUGAUUGGGUGACAGAUGUGUGUAUCAGCGUUGACAGGAAGCUGGUUAUCUCGGCCUCAAAGGACCACACCAUCCGGAUGUGGGACAUUGAAAACAUUGAUGAAAUCCCGGCUGUGAUGGAGCAGAAAAAAACCCAGGGGAUAGGAGUUCACAUACUCAAAUGUGAGGAGUGCGGUAAACCUUUCCCUGUGUCCAGACUGCAGACUUCAGAGCUCCUCACCAAAUGUGUUUUUUGUCGCCUCAAAUCUCCGCCAAGAUACCGACCCCAGCCCCCUCCUCUAAUGCCCCUGUGA
Messenger RNA from Boleophthalmus pectinirostris (great blue-spotted mudskipper), 1203 nucleotides. Its product is annotated as WD repeat-containing protein 88-like. The transcript is spliced from 11 exons. Lineage: Eukaryota; Metazoa; Chordata; Actinopteri; Gobiiformes; Gobiidae. Gene Ontology annotation, molecular function: protein binding. The coding region runs from base 1 to 1203 and encodes 400 amino acids. The record is from RefSeq and is a predicted model, not a curated record.